AUGUCGAACACUGUUCAGGACUACCAGCUUGCAGCUUUAGCUGCUGGCUUCACCAUUGGCUUUGGUUUCUUGACAGUCUGGGAGGCUGUCAAGCAAACACGGCGGAAUCGCAACCCGCUCAGGUCGGGGUACAUCUACAUGGUUUGGGGAGAGGUCCUGGCGAACAUCGGUAUUGGAGUUAUUGGGUGGCUAUUUCUUAAUGGGAGAUUGGGACCAACCAUCCCGGUGCUGUUCUGCAUUCUCCUCUUCUGGGUGUUCGAGAUCCAACUUCUGAUGCAAAUCAUCAUAAAUCGUAUCGCACUCAUUGCUGAGCACCGCAGCACAGUUCGCAACCUGAAAUGGGGCACAGUUAUCCUCAUCACCGCUAUCAACAUUGCCGUCUUCUGUAUCUGGAUUCCUGCGCACGUCUUGCCGCCUGUUAGCCAGACAUUCGUCAAGAUCAAUAACGUCUGGGACAAGAUUUCGAAAGUCUUGAUCUUGAUCGUGGAUGCGGGACUGAACUGGUACUUCUUGAGGACCGUUAAGCUUAGACUUGUGCAGCAGCAUGGCCUGACAAAGUACGCGCCAUUGGUGGGGUUCAAUGCCAAGUUAAUGGUAGUCAGUAUUGCAAUGGAUGCCCUACUAAUCGGCCUCAUGUUCCUCAAAAACCAAGUCGUAUACAUCCAAUUCCACCCCGUCGCCUACAUGGUGAAACUCAACAUCGAAAUGUCCAUGGCAUCCCUCGUCGUCCGUCUCGCCCAAGGAAAACCGCAAAACGACAUGGACCCAGAGCAAUAUAGUUCUACGGACCCCAACUCGCAUUCCCGCUCAGCACAUCAUCACCGCUCCGGACAGAACGGCAAUCGCAACCACUCCAAUGCCAUACAACUAUCGUCCCGACCGAAGAAAGGCGUAUCGACGAUGGUGAGCUCGGGGCUGAGCAAGAUUGACAGCGACGAGAGCCUAGGAGGUAUUGAGUGCAGGACGGAUCUUAAUGUCGUAGUCGAAGAUAUCAAGACCGCAAAGGAUUUUAGCGGUGAUGGAAGUUCACGGAGCUCGCAUGAGGCCCCACAUUCAGUAUUCGGGGAUGAGACACCGCUGCACAAAAAUAGUGUACGGGUCAUGGAGAGACAGCUAUGA
This is a messenger RNA of Cucurbitaria berberidis CBS 394.84, 1119 nucleotides long. RefSeq lists its product as uncharacterized. Bases 1 to 1119 code for a protein of 372 amino acids. The transcript has 3 exons. The record is from RefSeq and is a predicted model, not a curated record. Lineage: Eukaryota; Fungi; Ascomycota; Dothideomycetes; Pleosporales; Cucurbitariaceae.